Nelumbo nucifera (sacred lotus) is the source of this 3451-nucleotide messenger RNA. Its product is annotated as disease resistance protein RPM1-like. Gene Ontology annotation, molecular function: ADP binding. Gene Ontology annotation, biological process: defense response to other organism. Lineage: Eukaryota; Viridiplantae; Streptophyta; Magnoliopsida; Proteales; Nelumbonaceae. The record is from RefSeq and is a predicted model, not a curated record.
GCGUGGAAGCACUGGUUAGGUGCAGGAUUAAUUUUAUAGAGAAAAAUCGGUUAGAUGAUCAAUUUCCAAACCUUCCUAGAUCUGAAUAUGAAGAGAGUAUGAUCAAUUUUCUAGUAAGAGAAAAGAAAUGGCAGAGAGCGCUGUAAGCUUUCUACUCGGACAGCUUACAUCCUUGAUAGAGGAAGACGUGAAGUUAUUGAAGAAUGUGCAUACAGAUGUGGUGGAUAUCAGAGAUGAACUGGAAAGCAUUCGAGCCCUUCUAAGAGAUGCUGAUGCAAAGGGAGAAACAAGCGAAGGCAUAAAGGCAUGGGUGAAACAAGUGAGGGAUGUGGCUUAUGACAUUGAAGACGUUCUCGAUGAGUUCAAGUUUCGCUUUGCACAACAAGGACAAGAUCAGUCGCAUAGAUUCACUAGAUAUCUUCACAAAACCACCCGCUCCGUCAAGAACUUAAGAUCGCGCCGUUCACUAGCCACUCAAAUAAAGGAGAUUAAAGCCAGAGUACAUGACAUAUCAAGUAGAAGGGAUCGAUAUGAAUUGAUCAGAAACCUAGAACAAGCUUCAGAAGGUUCAAAUUCUACAGGUGUUAAGUGGCAUGAUAUUCGAGAAGAUGCCCUUCUGUUGGAUGAAGCUGAGCUGGUAGGGAUUGGCAAGCCCAAGGAAGAAAUAAUUGGGUGGAUUGUGGAGGAUGAAUCAAAGCUUGGAGUGAUUUCUGUGGUUGGCAUGGGUGGUUUGGGCAAGACGACUCUGGUCAAGAAGGUGUAUGAUGACCAAAGGGUGAAGAGACACUUCCAAACCCAAGCAUGGGUUACAUUUUCAGAGUCACCUGGGAUCCACGAGUUGCUAAUAGAAAUGAUAAAGCAAUUAGUAUAUGCAGAGCAAAAGCAACCAAUUCCUCAAGAUGUUGCAGAAAUGAAAGACGCCCAACUGAAGCAGCUACUCCAAGAAUUUCUAAAGCAAAAGAGGUAUGUAGUCGUUCUUGAUGACAUAUGGAGCAUACCAGCAUGGGAUUCUGUUAAAAAUGUCUUCCCUAAUAACAAUUUUGGAAGCAGAAUAAUUAUUACAACACGCUCUAAUGAUGUAGCUUCAUCAUGCAUAAAAUCUUGUUUUCGAGUUUAUAAUCUUCAACCGUUGUCCCAAGAAGAGUCCUGGACUCUGUUUUGCAAAAAGACUUUUUCGUUCUCCCCAGAGCAGAUUUGUCCUCCAGAAUUGGAGGUGCCAUCUCAAAGCAUUGUGAAAAAAUGUGGAGGACUUCCACUUGCAAUUGUGACAGUAGGUGGUGUUCUAUCGACAAAGCCGAAGAUUACAACAGAAUGGGAGAUGUUCAAUCGUAGCCUAGGUGCUGAGUUAAAUUUGGAUGACAGACUUAAGGGUAUGAUGAAAAUACUGUCUUUGAGCUAUAAUGAUCUGCCAUACCAUCUGAAGUCUUGCUUCUUGUGCUUGAGUAUGUUUCCUGAAGAUGAAUUGAUUGAUAGGAUGAGACUGAUUCGCAUAUGGAUGGCAGAAGGGUUUAUCCAAAGAAUUCAAGGAAAGACCUUAGAAGAGGCUGGGGAGAGUUAUUUCAGUGAACUCGUUAAUAGGAGCCUCAUCCAGGUAGCAAAUAAAGCAGAUGAUGAUGGAAGAGUCAUAGACUGUCGAAUCCAUGACCUUAUUCGAGAAUUCAUCCUUUCAAAAGCAAGGGACCAGAGUUUUGGGGCCAUAAGUAAUGCUGAUGGGCAGGAUGUAAUGGUAGAUGGAAAAAUCAGGCAUUUAUCAAUCCAUGGUAGUUGUCAAUGGGGAGUAGAAAACGAGAAAUUCACCCACCUUCGUUCUUUGUUCAUGUUCAGGCAAGAUGCGACAUUCAACAUAUCUAGAUGCAGUACUGCAUUCUUUUCCAGGCUUAAGCUGCUCAAGGUUUUGGAUUUGAGACAUGCUCCCUUGGAUGUAUUUCUGGAGGAGUUCACAGAUCUCUUCCAUUUAAGGUACUUAUGCUUGAGAAACACCAAGGUCAAAAUGGUUCCAAAUUCUAUCAAGAAGCUUCAAAACCUUGAAACCUUGAAUCUCAAGUAUACGUAUGUGUCUGAGUUGCCUGUUGGGAUCCUCAACCUUCAUAAACUACGGCAUCUUAUUGUUUACCGUUACAACUAUGGACCUCUUUAUUAUACAUUUCAUCAACCAGGAUUUAAGGCACCAAGUGGAAUUGGGGAUAUGAUAUCCCUUCAAAAGCUCUGCUGCGUAGAAGCAAACACCGGGAGUGACCUAAUUACAGAGCUUGGGAAGUUGGUCCAGCUGAAGCGAUUGGAGAUUAGGAAAUUAAAAACAGAAGAUGGAAGACAUCUAUGCUCCUCCAUUGAGAAAAUGAGCUGCCUUCAUUCGUUAACGAUAGCUGCAUUACACGAGGAGGAGAUUCUGGACCUACAACAUCUAUUUUCGCCCCCACCUUUUCUUCGACGGUUAUUGUUGACGGGGCGUUUGGAGAAAUUACCAGACUGGAUUGGUUCGUUGCACAAUUUGACCACGAUAGACUUGAGGUGGUGCAAAUUCAAGGAUGAUCCACUUGGAGACCUUCAAGCUUUGCCCAACCUAACGACGAUGCUUCUUAUCGAUACUUACGAUGGAAAAAAAUUAUGUUUUCGGCGAGGAGGGUUUCAGAGGCUUAACUACCUAAACCUUAACAAUUUACAAGGAUUGAGAAGGGUGAGUGUAGAGGAAGGAGCAUUACCUAAUCUCGAAAAUCUACAUAUUCAACAUUGCAGAGUUCUAGAGAAGGUGCCAUUAGGCAUUGAACACCUCUCCAAGCUUCGAUACGUUUUAUUUGAUAAUUUGUCAGAAGAAUUUAUGAUGAAGAUAGGGACUCAAGGCGAAGAUUCUUGGAGAGUUGCACAUAUCCCAGUCGUUGAUUUUUGGUAUCAAGAAUAUGGACGGUGGGAGGGUGUUCGUACUUAAAUUGCAUGGGAAGGUUCUGCAUCUGCUGAUCAGGUUCAUUUGGAGCACAUGCUUCGGGGAAGGUCUUGUUUUGUCAGUGUUUGUUCAUCUAUUUCAACGUUUAUAUAUUAAUUGUUGGAGUGAAAUGAAGAGUGAAGACAUUGAAGACAUGUUUCAGCUUAGAAAUUUUAUCACUGCAUGCAUACUGUGACCUCGGGUUUAAUUACAGUUGAUAGUCAAAGUAUUGUUUCAGAAUUGUUUGGCCUGUGUUUGUUCAUUCAUCCAUUAAUUUCAGUAUUUAUUGUUGGAGUGAAGAUGUCGAAACUGAAGACACGCAUGUUUCAGCAGGGAAUCACUAUAUAUAUUGUGGUUUGGGGUUUAAUAUGGCAUCAGUGCCAAUGCUGGUCCUGGUAAUGGUCUGUCUUGUUGGGUUCAAUGUGUUGCUUGUCUCAAAGUUACAUUGUAUCUUAUGAACUUGUUUAUUAAAAUCAGUUGCAUUUAUUUGUAUGGUUUCUUGGAAAAUGAAUUGAACUACUGCGUUAAGAAGUA